UAUACUAAGGGAUAACUAAUAUUUUGAUGGCGAAGAUAGAUAGCAAGGGUACCAUGAUUUUGUGCAAAUAGAAUGUAUAGAUCGUAGCUUAUUCCGGCUACAGUAAAAAUUGAUAAGACACUGAUACAAAGCAUGGCAUGUUCCUCGACCGAUUCAGUCGAUCUGCUGACAACGAACGCUAUACAUCGUGUAUUCAUGCAAUUUUCCGAUUAAAUAAACGUAAUUAACCGCUUCAUUUUACGAACUACAGAAACACGAACUUAACAAAUCUCUACGAUUAUAAAUGAUGACUUGUAUAAUAUUCUAAAUAACGUCAAGAAGAAUAACAGUUCAAGAUAACACCGUUUCUCAGAAAGCGUGAGAAUUGAAUAUUGCUCAAGUAUAGUUUGUAUCUUUUGAAGUUUGAUUGACGAGUUAUCAGCGAAUUUAAUUUGUGUUAGUGCGUGUUACCAUCAGUGAUCCACAGUGUGUCUAUGCCUUGCUUUCACAGGGAGAAUGUCAACGACGCCAUUAAAAAUAGAUAUACCUGAAGAUACUCGUCCAAGAGACUGGGAGCCUCGUAGGUUGCAGUACAAGGUGCCAUUGAGACUAUUACGAUUAUGUUUGUUGGGAAUGCUGCUUCCCGCGAUAUUGGUUGCAUUGCCGAUGUAUUUGCGAUAUCGCGUUUAUUCCGAACAACUGUACCCCGUAACUGUCUCUGAUCAGAGACUUAUCGACGCUAAAGUGUCCACCACUUGGUGCCAGAGUCAAGUGAUCAAAGUAAACGCGACAUUUAACGCUUACUUGAUGAACGACGAGCCGACAGUGGAAAACCAUGUGCUUCCUGUCUCUAUGACAAGGCACCUGAUUUUGGAAGACGACAUGAAGGAGUAUUGGGGAUUUUAUCUUCUUCGUGGUAGCACGGUCACCGUCUCCACUUGCGUAAGAUGGCCAGGAGCGUCUCUGACGAUUAUUCGCGGACACAAACAUCUUCAUGAGUGCGCUUUCAUCGGCGAUGACAGCAGCGAGGAGUUGGAGGAACUUUUGGAGGUUGCUAAGGAAACUGGACUUAUUACGGCUAAUGGAACUCUUGAGAGAGAGAGUCCCAGUAACGAGCCAGAGAAGAUGAAGAGGGUCCACCAAGACGUGCAGUUCCACCACAAAGCCCACCUCUUCAACAGCUCCAAACACCUAACAAACUCCAUGGUGCACUACAACAGCCACGAGCUAGACGCCAAAGCGAUGAGAACAAUUCUAACCGAGCUGUUCGCGAAAACUCUCGACACGAAGAAAAAGCAGAAGGAGAAUCCUCAUCAUCACUACGAAGGCACGUUCGUGGAGGUCGACAACAUCGACAAACCUCCAGGUCCGAAUGUUGCCAAUCCAGAAACGAACCUGUUGAAGAAUUUCGGCGAUGUUUUAAAAAAGCAACAGGAAAAGGUGAACUCGAGUGUGAAGAAUGAAAAACAUAUGUUGACGAAACACGGGAAACUUGAACAUGGAGGCGAGAGGAGAAACCAGAAGAACGAAACGGAGGAAAGUAGAAACUCGGAGCCGACGUCUGCUGAGGUGUUUCAGGAUGUUUUGAAUAAAAUCAAUUCGCUGGGUUUCCGGGGGAAGAAGAUAUUGAAGAGGUUGAUGGACGAGAUCGAGGAGAAGGGACCGGAAGGUGAAGCUUUGAGGAGGGUUGUGAAUGAAACGAUGAACGAUCAGAGACUCUCGGAUGCUGAGAAGGCUAGGAGACGAAGAGAUCUGAUAUUGUCUUCGACUCUUAAUCGGGAGUUGACGGAGGAUGAUGAGGACGACGAUGCUGCUAUCGAAGAGGAUAUGUUGAACCCAGAUGGAAUAGCCGAGGACAGAGGCACGGUGAACGAGACCACCCUGAACGACAGAAGCAACUCCGAGUUCUGGAGUUCUUUCAGCAGCUCCGAGGAACGACUUCUGGAUUGCAAAGGUCUGAUCCUGAAUCUGCCUUUGACUCCGCAUCGACAAUGUACGCCGAAACACGAGAAGGAACAUUCGACAGCUUCGUUCGCCAACACGGUUACUUACAGAGUACCAACGAACGGAUACUACUUCUUCGUAUUCAACUCCGAGAACGAGAUCCAACCUAACUUCCUCCGCGUUCGUUUCGACCUCCUGAAAACAGUCUACAACAUCUCCAACCCGGUACACGCCUGUAAAAACAGCACAACCGAGUGUUCGUUGCCGUUCAAAAUUUUCAGCAACCAGAGAACAGUCUUCGAACUACCAUUAAGCGGUAAUGAUUCACAAUGGAACGAAGAGUACGUGGUCGUAUCAACGUGCGAGCCUAGAACAUCUGUUUACUUGCUGUGCAUCAUAUCGGUUCCUUUGCUCAUCCUCGUAUUUGCGUUUCACUGAUAUCUGAGCUGGAUCAGCAUAGAACGAAGAACAGUAUUCAGAUCUCAUGAUAGCGACGAUCAUCGAAUGUAAAUAUUAUUUAGCUUUUAAGGCGUACGAGACAAAGCACUGUCACGAUGACGAUGGCUGAACAGUAUUUGAAUUGGCGGCUGAAAAAUCGAUUGUAAGGUUUGCUGGUUACUGUGAUUGCGGAGGAGGUUUUAAUCUAUUAAUUCUUGGAGGAGAAUAAUUCUUAUGAUGUAUUAGUUUUAUAGUUGUGAAGAUUGCGGAGUCUCGGUAUAUGGCACUGUUUUAUGUGGUUGAACUUGUGGGUUUAAUUUGUUUUGUUAUUAUUUUUGUGGAGCGGGGGGGUUAUAGGGAGACUUAUUAUAGAAUUCUAAAUUUUUAAUUUAUUAGUUUUCAAGUUUCUAAAUUUUCAAGUUUUCAAAUUUUCAAGUUUCUAAA
This is a messenger RNA of Megachile rotundata (alfalfa leafcutting bee), 2805 nucleotides long. RefSeq lists its product as uncharacterized. Lineage: Eukaryota; Metazoa; Arthropoda; Insecta; Hymenoptera; Megachilidae. The record is from RefSeq and is a predicted model, not a curated record.